UCCACUCUCACACUCUGGAGCAUAUCAGAACUGUCGAGAGGUGGGAAAACGGCGCUUUACUUCUCCUUUCGUUAACAGGCAGGCAAGAGGCGACAAGGACGCGCAUCAGGCGGCCCCGAUGGAGAAGUCCAAAAACUUUCGAAUUGACGCGCUGUUAGCAGUUGAUACCCCCAAAGUGCAGACCUCUCCGCUGGCGCUGGUCACCUCCCUGUCCUCCUCCUCCAUCAUCCCGUCCCGCGUUGGAUCCUCGGAGUUGAGCACCAGCGCGGAGUCUUUACGCACAGAGACCCCCUCUCCUCCGAGGAUUUCCACCUGCGGUUUGAUUCCUAAACCGGGGUUUCUCAACAGUCCACACAGCAUGGUUGGAUUACACCCGCAGACCACCGCAGGAAUCCCCGCACAGGCUCUGUACGGUCAUCCCAUGUACACUUACUCCGCGGCUGCGCUCGCAGGCCAACACCCUGCCUUGUCCUACUCCUCCUACCCGCACGGCUCCCAUCAUCACCACAACGAUCCCAUCAAACUGACAGCCAGCACCUUCCAGCUGGACCACUGGCUGCGGGUCUCCACGGCCGGGAUGAUGCUGCCCAAAAUGUCAGACUUUAAUUCUCAGGCGCAGUCCAACUUGCUGGGCAAAUGCAGAAGACCAAGAACUGCAUUCACGAGUCAGCAGCUGCUGGAGUUGGAGCAUCAGUUCAAACUGAACAAGUACCUGUCCCGACCCAAGCGUUUUGAAGUGGCCACGUCCCUCAUGCUCACAGAAACUCAGGUGAAAAUCUGGUUCCAGAACAGACGCAUGAAGUGGAAGAGGAGUAAGAAGGCCAAAGAGCAGGCGGCCCAGGAGGCCGAGAACAAGAAGGGCAGCAAGAGCAGCCAGGAGAAAUCCGAGGGCCUCGAACAGUCGGACUAUAAAAGCAAGACAGACUCAAAAAACGGCAGAAUAAGAGACUUCAGAGACAGUGACGACGACGACGAGGGGGAUCACUUCCUGUACAACUCGUCGGACUGCUCAUCGGACGACGAAAGGAACCACGGCAGCGACAUCAGCCCGCAGCCCUGAAGACGGAGAGGGCCGGAGGUGACGAGCUCCGUUUAUAAAGA
Messenger RNA from Labrus mixtus (cuckoo wrasse), 1101 nucleotides. It is a transcript of the gene mnx1, whose product is annotated as motor neuron and pancreas homeobox 1. The transcript is spliced from 3 exons. The coding region runs from base 119 to 1060 and encodes 313 amino acids. Gene Ontology annotation, biological process: central nervous system development; neuron projection morphogenesis; spinal cord motor neuron cell fate specification. The record is from RefSeq and is a predicted model, not a curated record. Gene Ontology annotation, molecular function: DNA-binding transcription factor activity, RNA polymerase II-specific; sequence-specific double-stranded DNA binding. Gene Ontology annotation, cellular component: nucleus. Lineage: Eukaryota; Metazoa; Chordata; Actinopteri; Labriformes; Labridae.